GUCACGUGACCACCGAGCAGCAUUGGGAACCUCGGCCAGAACAGAGGGCACCACAUCACACCAUGCCACAGCUGCUCACCGCCGUGUUCCUCCUAUUGGCAUGCAUCCCAGCCGCCCGGUCCGGGGUGACCACCGUGUCUGAGCUCAGCGCCCUGGAGGGCCGCUCCAUUGCCGCCCCCUGCCACUACGACCCCGCCCUGGCCGCCCACGUCAAGUACUGGUGCUGGGGCAUCUUCAAGGACACGUGCACCACGGUGGCCCGCACGGACACGGCCCCCUCGGACCCCAGAGUGAGCAUCGUGGACGACCCCGCCCAGCAGGUGUUCACGGUGACCAUGGCGGACCUGACAGAGGACCAGGCCGGGUGGUACCACUGCGGUGCCGAGGAGGGGGGGAUAUGGAGCAAGGACCCCUCGGCCGCCGUCUACCUCAGCGUGGUUCACGGCAUGUCUGUGGUGAACAACCGGCUGGAUGGAGAGGAGGGGGGAAGCGUUGCGGUGGACUGUCUCUACAGUAAGAGAUACAGAGACAUAAAGAAGAGCUGGUGUCGCAGUGGGGACCCAGGCUCCUGUCAGUUCACGGGGGCCGAAGGCAUCUUCGACAGCCCCUCGGUUACCAUCGUUGACGACCGGGUCGGGGCCUUCACCGUCAACCUCAGCAAACUGCGGAUGGCGGACGCCGGCUGGUACUGGUGUGGCGUCGGAACGCAGAAGACCGCCGUCCAGGUCCUGGUCACGCCUCGCCCUUCAACUACAGCAGUUCCGGUGACCUCGACCCCGGCUGGGGCUCGUUCCCCGGAGCACAUCUCCUUGGAGUCCCAGCUGGCUCACAGGCAUGUCUUGGGGGCAGUAGUGGUGUUUGCGUCCUUCACGCUCAUCGUUGGCAUGGUCUUAUUGGCCAGAAAGAUCUGGCAACGGCACAAGAGAGAGCAACGACGGAGACAGGGCGAGGAGCUGAAAGCAAGACUCAGUUUGUGUCAUGAGGACAUAGAUGAAGCUUCUAUAAUCUUCCUCAACAGGGAUUCACAGAAGAUGGAUAUCUUCGGUGCAGAAUAAUAAAAUAAGAGGCCUUUAUUUUUCAUAAUUUUCAAGUAAUAAUUUUUUUUGCAGAAUCUAUUUAACAGAGGCUAUUAUUGUGUAAUGUUUAUUUGUGUUAAUUUCCUUGUUACCAAUGUAAUUUUUUGCUUUCAUUAAAAACAUAUAAGUAAUUUAAAGUGGCCACUAGGUGGAGACCAACACUUUUUGUUGACGGCUACUAGUCUGAUGUCUACUAUUGUAGACUGCAGUGGGCACACUGCCGCUUCUGAUCCUGGUGUGUUCGUGCAUGUGUGUGCGUUUGUACGCCAAUGUUGUGUACAAGUUUAAGUGUGCAAACGUACCCACUACCCAAGUGUGGUAGCCUACACCACACGAAACAAGCUUUGUUUUUAAUCUCACAAUUCAGCCCACAUGUGCAGUGUUGCAUCGCAUUAAAGCAGAUUGAUAAAGUUCAUAGGCCUAUUUCUAUGCAGGUCGCCAACUGCAGGCAAAUUAAUUAAAAGGAGAAAAUGAGUAGAAGUGAGAUACAGACGUUCUCGAGUCACUUAAUCUCCAGACGGAAGCCGUGGAGGAUAAACCGUUGUGUCGGAGGCUCUGCGCUGCUUGAAUUCGAUUGCAAUUACACAUUUUGAUUACAUUUUGUCCGUGCUGCAGCUACUUUUUUUUGGGUAAUAAUAGAGCCUACAUUAAUCAUUUUGGAUGAGGGGAUAGUCA
Molecule: messenger RNA, 1751 nt
Organism: Gadus chalcogrammus (walleye pollock)
Lineage: Eukaryota; Metazoa; Chordata; Actinopteri; Gadiformes; Gadidae
Gene: pigr
Product: polymeric immunoglobulin receptor
Exons: 8
Coding region: 63-1055 (330 amino acids)
Source: RefSeq, a predicted model, not a curated record